This is a messenger RNA of Coregonus clupeaformis (lake whitefish), 3215 nucleotides long. RefSeq names its product optineurin. NCBI's taxonomy places the organism in Eukaryota, Metazoa, Chordata, Actinopteri, Salmoniformes, Salmonidae. Bases 630 to 2399 code for a protein of 589 amino acids. Gene Ontology annotation, biological process: Golgi ribbon formation; regulation of canonical NF-kappaB signal transduction; protein localization to Golgi apparatus. Gene Ontology annotation, cellular component: nucleus; cytoplasm; Golgi apparatus. The record is from RefSeq and is a predicted model, not a curated record. The transcript is spliced from 12 exons. Gene Ontology annotation, molecular function: K63-linked polyubiquitin modification-dependent protein binding.
CAGACACUCUACCCUCUAUGGAAUGAGUUUGACACGUGCCUUAACAGUUAACCAGUGGUUCCCAAACUCGGUCCUUGGGACACCAAGGGGUGUACGUUUUAGUUUUUGCCCAAAGCUUGAUGAUUAGUUGAUUAUUUGAAUCAGCUGUGUAGUUCUAGGGCAAAAACAAAAACGUGCACACCUUGGGGUCCCGAGGACUGAGUUUGGGAAACACUGAGUUACACCAAGAAGUUUGUUAUGCCAAAAGGUCCGAACCUUUUGAGGGGGUCGCUAGGUGUUUCUUUAAGGUCGCUACAAUAUACAAUCAAUUCCAGACCUGUGGGGGUUUAUUAAAUUACAUGACAAGUGGCCAGCACACUCAAGCAGGCUGCUGGCUUCUCUCUGGUGGGCACUGUGAGGAGCUGCCUACCACAUGACAAUUGCUGAUAAGAUUAUUCAAUAACGGAUAUUGCCCAGUGUACAUGAGUCAUUGUGCAAUAGUAUUCCUUCACACCUCUGACAAGGCGUGUGCUGUUUGUUGUUUUGAUGCAUGCAGAUCUAGAGAAUAUAUAACAUUUGAUUGUCCUAGCACGGGCCUUCCCUAGAAUCAGAGUCCCUAUUAUCAAUCUAGUGUAUUCCAUAGUCUGAGAAUGUAUUGUCCACUUGCAUGGCUCCAAACCACCUCACCUUGCUGUAGAGUGAUGGCGUCCAGCUCCCCCAUGGUGAACGGGGACAUCUCCCGGGGUCCUAGCUCCCACCCCGGCCACAGCCCCACCACAGGCACCCUGGAGGAAACGCUGCAGCAGAUGAACCGCCUCAUCCAGGAGAACCGAGACCUGAAGGAGGCGCUGAAACAUACCAACAUGUCAAUGAAGGAGCGCUUCGAGGGUCUUUCUGUGUGGAGGGAGAAGCAGAGGGAGGAGAAGGAGUUCCUGGAGGGGAGGCUGGAUGAGGCUCGCGGCCGCAUGGAGGCCCUCUCCUUACACAACCAGGAGCUCAGCAGGAAGGUGGAGGAGCAGGAGGGAGGAGGAGGAGCAGAGGGGAAGGGACAGGCUGGGACAGCCAAUCAUACUGCAGAACUGGAGGUGCUGCGUGCCCAACUGGUGCGUCUGCAGGCAGAGAAAAGUGACCUGGUGGCCAUGAACUCUGAACUCCAGCUCAAGACAGGUCAGGAGUCAGAGGACGACUCCUUCAUAGAGAUCAGGAUUGCUAGAGAGGAUACUGGAAAGGACCUGUGUCAUAAUGAAAAGGACUCCAGGUAUGACAUGAGUGCGUCCAGGCAGGAGUCUGAGGAGCUGACUGUCAGCCAGCUGCUCCAGUCCUUGAGGAAGGAGACCCAGAGGGUGGAGAGGCUACAAAUCGAGCUCGAGGCUGCUAGAUCCAGAAUCACAGAGCUGGAGAAGAAGGAAACUAACACGGAGAGCUCCACACAGACCUCACUACUGCCAGAGGUGGUUUCCCCAGCGCUAGCCACCACAGCAUGUGGUACUGAGCCAGAACCAGAGGAGGAGCCCCAACAGAACUCUGGGAAGGAGAAGGUAUAUACACAGAUAGGCUGGGCUGCGUCAGAGGUGGAGAAUCUGAAGGCUCAGAUGAUGACCCUGUUUAAUGAGCUACAACAGGCUCAGCGCAAACUGGACGAGGCAGAGGGCAUGAAGAAGAACCUGCAGGACAGAUGCAGGGAUGUGGAGCAGGAUGUGGUGACUCUGAAAGCCCAGCUGGUAGAGAAGCAGGAGGUACAGAGUGAGAAUGACAGAUUGAAGCUGCAGGUGGACAGCAUGAAGGCCCAGGGCCAGCUAGAGCAGAGGAAAGCAGGAGAGGAGAGGACUAACCUGACCCAGCUGAAGGAUGCCUACACCAAGCUAUUCGAGGACUACAACGAGUUGAAGCAAGAGAGCAAGAACAGAGAGCCACUGGUCACUAAGGAGGUGGGAGACCUGCAGACCAGACUGGACGCAGCAGAGAAGGCCCUGGCUGCUAAGCAACAGCAGAUAGAUGUCAUGAAGCAAGAGAUAUAUCAGAAGGAGAAGGAGCUGGAGACCAUCUCUGUGUUCCAGGCUCAGGCGGAGGUGUACUCCUCUGACUUCUACGCGGAGCGAGCAGCUCGGGAGAAGAUUCACGAGGAGAAGGAACGUCUGUCUGCUCAGCUGGAGUUUGUCAAGAAACAGAACACUCAGCUACAGGACGAGAUGGACUCACUGGGCAGGCAAUCUCUGAGCGAUAUGCAGAGGAGACACAUGCCACGUGGAGGCAAUCCACAUGGGGGCGCUGGUCCACAAAACAUGCAGGGAGCCAGAGGUGGUGAUGCCAGGCACUGGCAGCAGCAGGGGAAUAUACCGGAGCACGUCUGCCCCAAGUGUAACGAGAUCCUGCCAGACCUGGACAGCCUGCAGAUUCACAUCAUGGACUGCAUCAUCUGAGCCUUCAUCAUCGUCAUCAGCAACAACAAAGACAACCGCAGCAGAUGCACCUUAAUCUGAUUCUACCUCCUCUUCAUCAUCUGAUUAUGGCAGAGUAAAAUGCAGCCUUUAUGCUCUAAAAAGUGCAUUUAUUUUGCAGUUCAGGGCUAUGUUGCUCUGGUCUAUGUUUUAGAACAUAUAACUAUAAAAUGUAUUCUUACAGUGCACAACUAGAGACACAUUUGUUUUUGUUAGAGGGGCGAAAAAGAUCCGGUAAAAUGUAUCACGUUUAUUAUGCUGUUAGGUGAUAAAUGGAGAAAAUAAAUUUUAAUACAUUUGUUUGUUUGGUAUCUCUUUUUUCCCCUUAUGACAGCUGUCUGUCACUUUGUUUCUUGCUAAAGACUUAAUUCUAAACUAUUUGGUUUAUUAAAUACUUAUUCUGGAUUUUUGGGUGGUUGUUCAAUUUAAUCAAGCUAUAAUUCUGUUUCGAUGAAGAAGGUUAUGAAUAGAUAAUAAUUACAGCAUAGACAUUUUGUUUAGAAAAAUUAUAAGAUAAAUUGCUUCAACAGAGGGAAGGAUGCCCAAGACACUUUUAUUGUUUUAGUUUUGUUGUAAAUGUAUAUUGCACAUACAUUUUAUCCAUCAUCGUGAUGGUUUGUACAUUUAUAAUUAAACCUAUUUACAGCUUAUGUAGCUUGCAAGAAGUAUGACUAUACAAGGGAGUGUGUACUGUAUUUGCUAACUACUAACUUCUGUAUCCAGAUGUAUUUACAAAUCCUGUGUUGAUUCUGUAAAAUAGUUAUGAAAAUAUGUAGUAAAGGUGUUACUGGUACAGUA